Molecule: messenger RNA, 1170 nt
Organism: Odontomachus brunneus
Lineage: Eukaryota; Metazoa; Arthropoda; Insecta; Hymenoptera; Formicidae
Product: aminopeptidase Q-like
Exons: 2
Coding region: 319-1032 (237 amino acids)
Biological process (GO): proteolysis; peptide catabolic process
Cellular component (GO): cytoplasm
Molecular function (GO): peptide binding; zinc ion binding; metalloaminopeptidase activity
Source: RefSeq, a predicted model, not a curated record
UUCAAAUUUAUUUUUUGUAGAAAGAAGUAAAUUCCUUCGUUCGGAAAAUAUAACAAUUUGUAUAUUACUCCAAACUAUUAAUAACUAUUAAUAGAUAAACUAAACGAUCAAAUGACACAAUUAUAAUCGUUGUACAAACUAUAUAACUAUUAAAAGAUAUUAAUUACUAUUAAUAUAUAAACGGAGCGUCUUUCGUAAACAUUAUUCUAAGAUCCAGGCUGAAUUCCCAAUACAAUAACAAUUAAUGCCAUUUAUACAUAACUAAUUGACAAAUGUAAUUUAUGUAACAAUUGAAAUUGCUUUAUCUUUACUGAAGUAAUGUUAUGCAUUAGGUCGUUUUUUGGAAUAUUGUCGACAUCGAACCGUGCUCGAACUGUAUUUCCAUGUUGGGACGAGCCGGAAAUAUAUAUGAAUUAUGAGAUUGUAAUCAGGCAUUUUGAGCAAUACCAAGUUAUAUCGAAUAUGCCAGUGCAGAAGUUGUUACAUGAGUCAAAUAAUAUGUCAUUAACAUAUUUCCAUAUUAGUAAACCUAUAACUUCAAGUCAAGUGGCAAUUAUUAUGCUUGAUAAUAUGAUACAACAUACUUUGGAGGACGAGUAUUUAUGGUGUAAACUACAUAUAACUGUGGAGGAAACGAACAUUUUGAAUGAAAUUUAUUAUAUAAAAAGAAAUUUGACAACUAAUUUCAAAGUCGAAGACAGAAUUAUGAAAACCGAUCACAUCGUGAUUCCGAAUUUUCCGUUACAAGUCAUAGGAAGUUUAGGAGUUAUUAUAUACAGAGAACAUAGCAUUAAGUUUGAUACUAAUACUGAUUUUCCUGGUCGUAAAAUUAAUAUCUACAAGUUCAUAGGCGAUGCUAUGGCGCGGGAAGUCCUUGGUCAAGUAAUCUGUCCUUCUUAUCAGUGGUUAAUUAAGAUAUUGGCAUCCUUCUUAAGUCAUUUUACUAUUUUUCAAGUAAGUCUACGUUCCUACCUUUGUCAGAAUAUAGUUACGUUUCUACAGGUCACGCAUUUUAUUCUUCUAUAUUGUUAACCCGUACGUUGUUUUUUAUAUCGUGUUAAUUCGAUGGCAAUAAUAAUCACUUCUAGAACUCAACUUACUCGUCGUUUAUGGAUCUCUCCGUCGUUCAGACAAUGCAGGGUGCUUUAUACUAUGACGUCGAUUUCCAAA